Entelurus aequoreus (snake pipefish) is the source of this 3145-nucleotide messenger RNA. RefSeq names its product gastrula zinc finger protein XlCGF57.1-like. The record is from RefSeq and is a predicted model, not a curated record. NCBI's taxonomy places the organism in Eukaryota, Metazoa, Chordata, Actinopteri, Syngnathiformes, Syngnathidae. The transcript has 2 exons. The coding region runs from base 159 to 1844 and encodes 561 amino acids. Gene Ontology annotation, biological process: regulation of transcription by RNA polymerase II. Gene Ontology annotation, molecular function: RNA polymerase II cis-regulatory region sequence-specific DNA binding; DNA-binding transcription factor activity.
GGACAGAGCGGCUGUGGCUUCCUGGAGAAGCUUCUAAUUUACGAUCUAAUAUUGUUAUAUAUGAACGAAGAUUCGUCUUCUCUAAAGCCCACGAAACAGAAGUUGAGUUUGGAGCGAUGGAGUGUUAUCUAAAGUGAAAAUUGAAGAUUUGAUAGAAGAUGGACGACUACUGCCACGCUAAGAUGGCGACGUCAUGUAAAAGAGAAAGUGAAAGAGAAUCAGCGCCACCAACUUCCAGCAAAUCACCAACGGAGAUAAAGACGAAAGAUGAAGACGCCCAGCAGCUCAUCGGUCAUUCAGAAGAACUUACCCCUCAGCCGCUGAAUGAGGGCUCCACUUUAAAGACGGAGCACCCAUGGCCCCCCCACAUUAAAGAGGAAGAGGAGAAAGUUUGGAUAACGCAGGAGACUAAUCACAACCAGUUGCCACGGACUUUUGUCUCUGUGAAGACUGAAGAUGAUGAAGAGAAACCACUGAUUGGUCAUCCAGAAGAACUUCCACUUCAGCCGCAGGUUGAGGGCUCCUCUUUGAAGCAGGAGCGUCCGUGGCCCCCCCACUUUAAAAAGGAAAAGGAUGAGUCAUGGAUAACGCAGGAAGCUGAUCUCACCAAGCUACCACUGACUGGUGUCUCUGUGAAGACUGAAGAUGAUGAAGAGAAACCACAAGUAGACAACCUCUUAGCUCCACUAUCAGAUAGUGAGGCUAAAGACGACGUUGAAGAACCUUCAAGCAGCGAUGGACAUUGUGAAGGUGACAUGAGGACUCACACUGACAACAAACACUGCUCAAAAAAUGACAAAAGGGAUAUAAAAUGUUCUAUUUGCUCAGUUUGUGGCUUUACUCAUAAGAGCCAUUUGACUGGACGCGUGAGAACACACACAGGAGGGAACCCAUUUAGUUGCUCAGUGUGUGGGAAAAGCUUUUCUACCAAGAGCCAUGUGACAGCCCACAUGAGAACACACAAAGGAGAGAAACCAUUCCAUUGUUCAGUUUGCGGUAAAAGAUUUUCUCAUAAGAUCCAUUUGACAAAACACAUGGGAACGCACACAGGAGGGACACCAUUUUAUUGCUCCGUUUGCGGAAAAGGCUGUUCUACCAAGAGCCAAGUGACAAACCACAUGAGAACGCACACAGGAGAGAAACCAUUUUAUUGUUCGGUUUGUUGUAAAAGAUAUUCUCAGAGGAGUGACAUGACAAAACACAUGAGAACGCACACAGGAGUGAAAGCAUUUACGUGUUCGGUUUGUGGUAAAAGAUUUGCCCGCCGCACAGAUUUGCCACGACACAUGAGAACACACACAGGAGAGAAAUAUUUUAAUUGCUCAGUUUGCAGUAACAAAUUUUCUUCUAAGACCAGUCUGACCGAACACAUGCGAACGCACACUGGAGAGAAACCAUUGUUAUGUUCAGUAUGUGGCAAAAGAUUUUCUCAUAAGUCCUCUUUGAUGGGGCAUAUGAAAACACAUGCAGGAGAGAAACCAUUCAAUUGUUCAGAUUGCAGUAAAAGAUUUUUUCACAAGAAUGAUUUGACAAAACACAUGACAACACACACAGGAGUGAAACCAUAUAAGUGUUCAGUUUGUGGUAGAAGAUUUACCCGCCGGACAGAUUUGCCAAGACACAUGAAAACACACACAGGAGAAAAACAUUUUAAUUGCUCAGUUUGCAAUAGCCGAUUUUCUUCCAAGAUCAGUCUGAAAGAACACAUGCGAACGCACACGGGAGAGAAACCAUUAAUAUGUUCAGCUUGUGGUGCAAGGUUUUCUCAUAAGUCAUCUAUGCUACGUCAUGUGAGAACACACGCAGGAGACAAACCAUUUGAUAGUUCAGUUUGCGCUAAAUGAUUUCUUCACAAGGAUGAUUUGACAAAACACACGAGAGAACACACACACAGGAGGGAAACCAUUUAAAUGUCCAGUUUGUGGUAAACGAUUUACCCGCCGGACAGAUUUGCCAAGGCACAUGACAAUACACUCAGGGAAAAAACCUUUUAAGUGCCCAGAUUGCAGUAACAUAUUUUCUUUUAAGAUUAGUUUGACAGACCACAUGCAAACACACACUUGAGUGAAACCAUUUAAUUGUUGAGUUUGUGGCAAAAGAUUUUACCGUAAGUCCGAUUUGCCAAAACACAAGAGAACACACAUGAGAAACCAUGUAGUUGUUCAGUUUGUUAUUUAAGCUUUUCUGACAGGAGAGAUUAUAUCAACAUUUAAAGAAAUACUACGUAGUAUUCAUUCAGUUUUUUAGAACGUGGUAUAAGUUGCUGAUCAUUCAAGUAGUGAUGCUAAUUAUGCCGACGGUGUGUGCGAUUGUCAAUCAAUCGUCACAAUCGAGGUGGGAGAGAUAUUACCAGUUGGAUUUGCAUUCCUAAGUGUAGUUGUGAACAACGGAAGUGGCAUCUGGUAUAAGAUUAUCACUUUCUAGGUGACUUCUCACUCGUGACGUUACACUUCUUUGGUUUGACAAUCUCGUCGUACAAACUGAACAACUGGAGGGAUUUUUUGUUAGUGCUAAAUUAUUUUAUCUUAUUCAAAGACUUUUAAAAUGUUCCGUAUUCAGUGCGUGUUUGCAUGUUUUAUCAUAGUUGUCUUGUGAGUUCAUCUGUUCUAGUUAACUCAGCACGAAAUUUUUUUCUCCUGUGAGUUUGAGUGAUGCUAAAAACAGCAGCUACACAACUUUGGUUGGUUGAGAACAACAUUCCUCACCUUCCUUUUGGAUUACAGAAGUGUACAUCAAUGAUCAUGAAAUUGUGUUUGUGUUGUGACAAUGUUGUAUAGUAGCGUUGUACACAGACACGCGCAACUUUGUAUUAUAUCUUUGUAAAUACUUGUGCUACAACUCCUGCUGUAACCUUUUUAUAAAAUAUACUUGAGACAACAAUUGGAUAACAAUCUUAUGCAAUGAGGAGCUGAAUGAAUUGUAUAUAUUUUUGUUUAUUUGAUAUAAUGAUGACUCAGUCAGUACUAGUGUUAGUGCAGCAGAUGGCACCAUUUUGUAACAGAGCAAUGACGUAAUGCUGACUAUAUAUGGUCGGUCGUGACUCCAGGAUGCAGAGACUGCAGCCUAAGUCCAGGUAAAACUUGACUGAUGAGCUCAUUAAGUGGCUUGUUUUUUGUUGUAUUCAAAUAGUGCCAUCAGGGUCGUG